AGUGAAUGCAGGGUUCAGGGAGACCAGAUAUAGUGAAUGCAGGGUCCGGGGAGACCAGAUAUAGUGAAUGCAGGGUCCGGGAGACCAGAUAUAGUGAAUGCAGGGUCCAGGGAGACCAGAAAUAGUGAAUGAAGGGUCCGGGGAGACCGGAUAUAGGGGCCCCAUGAGAUGCUCCUGAUCAGAUAUAGUGAAUGCUGGGUCCGGUGAGACCAGAUAUAGUGAAUGCAGGAUAUAGUAAAUGCAGGGUCCCAUUCUGUGGGAGGGGCCCAGCAGGAG
Molecule: messenger RNA, 276 nt
Organism: Staurois parvus
Lineage: Eukaryota; Metazoa; Chordata; Amphibia; Anura; Ranidae
Source: the annotation of a GenBank genome assembly